UAUUUAUAAAGGUAAUUAAAACUACCCGAGUUACUAUAAUUUGCUAAUUAUAAAUAAUAGAGCGUCUAAUAAUUAUUAGAUGUUCUACUGGAAAGGACUUGGUAGGUGUUAUGCUCGAUGACAAAGUCAAACCAACCCUGGGUUACAAGGGCUGAGAUCGGCAAAGACUUUGUUAAGAUGAGCUGCAGAGCUAAAGCAGUCGUUAGUACGGUAUUCGAAGCCUUCUUCUUUCAAUCAAUCCAUCUUUUACAAGAAUGCCGCCCAACAAGUGAGUACCAAUCCAACAUUCAGAGAGAAGACCAAAACCCAAUGCCAGGAUACCAUAGGCCUAUCUCGAGCAUGCAUGGACUCCAAACUAUCAAGAGUAUCUUGCAGGAUCACCAAAACAAGAUAAGAGAUACGGUGUGGAAAGAUCAAAUCUUUUCAUGGGGAAAUCAGAAUGGAUUGACCUAAAUGAUGACACUAACCCUCCUCGAUCCAUAGAGCCUUCGGCUCCAUAGAGUGUUUUCGGCCAAAUUAGAUUUUUUUCUUUUUGGUGUAUGAAUUAUAAACAGUGUGCAAAACACCUUGAUGACUGUUUUUCAUUUUCGUCACAGAUGUUUGAAAUAGUAGACUUAUUAACCAUGAACUCCUUAUAAGGAACUCCAUCUGUAUUUUAUAGGUCAGAGGUCUAAUUGCAGUACCUCAAGUUCCACUUUUCUUCACAGUUUUCUUUAUCUGCUUAGUGCAUCACUAUGGUGGUCCCUCAACUUAUCCAUUUCUCUCAUCCCUUCUUUCCUUUAAUAACAAAAAUAUUUUUAUAAAGAUAUAUCUUAGUCAUUUAUUAAUAAAUAUUGAAAUACAAAUAAAAUAUUUCAAUAAUCGUCCUUCUAUUUCCUUUUAGGUACUUGGCCACUG
Nezara viridula (southern green stink bug) is the source of this 897-nucleotide messenger RNA. The record is from the annotation of a GenBank genome assembly. Lineage: Eukaryota; Metazoa; Arthropoda; Insecta; Hemiptera; Pentatomidae.